Scheffersomyces stipitis CBS 6054 is the source of this 978-nucleotide messenger RNA. RefSeq lists its product as uncharacterized. Lineage: Eukaryota; Fungi; Ascomycota; Pichiomycetes; Serinales; Debaryomycetaceae. The coding region runs from base 1 to 978 and encodes 325 amino acids. The transcript has a single exon. The record is from RefSeq and is a predicted model, not a curated record.
AUGAAGUUGUUUGAAUUCGAUCCUUCGUCCUACUCGAAGCAAACAUUUUUGAUUGGUGGAAUCAAUACUUAUGUGUAUAAUUCGGCUGGGUUAGCUGAGUAUGUGCAAUCGUUCAAUACCCAGGUCAACGUGCUUGAGAUUCCCAUCAACGUGAUUUAUUUGGUACAUCAAAGAGGUGGUGACUACAAGUACACUGAAUCGCUUGCCUACACUAUUUUGAAGCAGUACUACGGAAAGAAGGGCAAAGUAGAUGUUCCAGUCAUCUGUGUAACCUUUGACAACAGAAACCAUGGUGAAAGAACAGUCUCAGAAAAGAACAACUCUUCGUGGAAUUCAGGGAACGAUACCCAUGGAGUGGAUAUGAUCUCAAGUAUUGAUGGAAACAUCGCUGACCUCAAGUUGAUCAUGGAAUACUUGCCUUCUUAUUUGAACUUGGCAUACUAUGUGUCGCCUCUUCUUAAAAAGGAGUACUUGACUGAGAUUAAGUUCAGAAACGUUCUCAGUGGCUACUCAUUAGGUGGCCACACUGUUAUCAGAUUUGCUAGUAGAUAUCCCCAUUUGGUCGAUGCCAUUAAUCCUGUUGUGGGUUGUCCCGAUAUGACAUCGUUGCUCAUCAACAGAUUGUUCAAGAGACGUCCUGACAGUCCUGAGUUUAGCAAAAAGUAUUUCUACUUCAAUUACCAGGAAUUGGGGUUGAGUGACGAACAAAAGGAGAAGUACUAUCCAGAAGCUUUUCACCGCUACGUGAGCAAACAGGACCAAGCGAUCUUUGAGAACUUCCCUAUGAGCAAGAUCAAGAUGUUUGCCGCCUAUGGAGCUGAGGAUAAGCUUGUUCCAACAGGGUUGUCGACAGUAUGGGCAGAUCUCUACGGAAACACCAAUGGAAACACUGAAGUGUUUGUUCAAGAGGGAGUUGGCCACGAUACCACACCAGAGAUGGUUGACAAAUUCACCACCUGGUUGGCACAAAAAUUGUAG